Molecule: messenger RNA, 775 nt
Organism: Centrocercus urophasianus (Greater sage-grouse)
Lineage: Eukaryota; Metazoa; Chordata; Aves; Galliformes; Phasianidae
Product: formin-like protein 1
Biological process (GO): ER overload response; negative regulation of transcription by RNA polymerase II; intrinsic apoptotic signaling pathway in response to endoplasmic reticulum stress
Cellular component (GO): CHOP-ATF4 complex; cytoplasm; CHOP-ATF3 complex
Molecular function (GO): protein heterodimerization activity; RNA polymerase II cis-regulatory region sequence-specific DNA binding; transcription factor binding
Source: RefSeq, a predicted model, not a curated record
CCAGAAGGAAGAGCGUCCUCGUAGGGCAGCACACGUGAGAGCUGCGGGUAGCGGGGGGGGCACAGCUCCGUUCUGCUUCAACCCCCCCCUCCGUCGCUGCGUCCCAACAUCCCCGGGAUUCCCGUUGACCGAUGGCGGCCGCCGGGGAGCCGCCCUCCGACGAGCCGCCCGCGUGGUUCCUGGAGCUGCAGGAGCUGCAGGAGCUGCUGAUGGCAGCGGAGCCCCUCGAGCCCCCCGCCCCCGGGGGGGCGCAGCAGGAAGAAGAACCGGCCCCGCUCUGGGCUGCGGGGGACCCGGCGCGCCGCGAGCCGGACGAGACGCUGAGCGCCGAGCUGCUGCAGCUCCUGGGAGCGGACGGCGCGAUCGGCGCGGCUCCCGAGCCCCCCCACCCCCCCGGAAACCCCCCCGGAGAGGCGGAAGGGCGGCCCGUGGGGCGCGGGGCGAAACGGAAGCGCGCGGUGGGGGAGCAGCAGAGCGAGCAGCGGCUGCGGCAGCUGAGCGCCCACAACGAGCGGCUCCGGGCUGAGGUCGGGCGGCUGAGCGCCGAGGUGCAGCGCAUGCGGGCGGCCCUCAUCGAGCGCGUCCUCAGCCUGCGCCGCGCUUAGGGGGCGGAUGGGGCGGCCCGGCCCUUGGGGGGCAGCGCCACGGCACGGACCGAGGGCUUCAGCACCGCUGUACGGCAUCUGUGUUUUAUUACACGCGUGGCACGGCGCCGUCCCGCUCUGUUAUUUCUUCCCCGCGUUCUGAGCCAGCGCCAGCUCCCGUUUCAGUGCCA